Oryctolagus cuniculus (rabbit) is the source of this 1576-nucleotide messenger RNA. NCBI's taxonomy places the organism in Eukaryota, Metazoa, Chordata, Mammalia, Lagomorpha, Leporidae. The record is from RefSeq and is a predicted model, not a curated record.
UUUUCGCUGGUCUCUAAUUGAAACUUUAAUUAUGGCCACUUUUUGAAGAAAUGCUUAGAUCAUCUUCUCGAUUAUCUUUUCAUGUUUAUUUUUUCAUCUACUCGGGAGGCAGAGGGAACUAGCGGAGAGAGAAACCUGCAUUCCGUCUGCUGGUUCAGUCCCCACACGCACAUGCAGGUGAUGGCUGGGGCUGGGCCCGCGCACCUGAGUCACCGUCUGCUGCUGGCUCAGAGGCCGAGCGGCCGGCACUCGGACGCGGGACGCAGUGCCUUUCUCGAAGGCGUUAAGCAGUCCUCCAGAUUACCGGACUAUCCCUGCGUGCGGAGCCGCCCCUCCUUUGGCUUGUUUCGUAGCGUAGGAUCAGCACCGCCUGUCUGCUCUGCCGGCAGCCCUAGGCGCUGAGCUCCCAGCUCUUCCCCCAGGACCCGCGUUUCUCGCAUAUUUUAAGCCUCAAAGAUCUCAGGGCCUCUCCAGUGUCUCUUCCUGCUCUGCCGACUUCAUGCUGGGUGCCUUCCUCUCUGCUGCUCUUCGCUCCUGGUUCCUCCUCCAGGAGGGCAACCAGGCCGCCCAGCAGGCCCUCUGUGGCCUCAGGAGUGGGACUCGGACACUAACUCAGGGCCUGUGGGACAAGCUGCUGAUGGCUGUGUGCUUGUUUUUCAGACUUGUUUACGUGGCCGGCCGGGAAGGCCACAUGCUCAAAGUGCUCUCUUACAUCAGUGUCAGGCGCCUGACCCCAGCCCCUGCCAUCAUCUUUUACGGGAUCGUUGCGACCAUUUAUAUCAUUCCUGGUGACAUAAACUCCCUCGUCAAUUACUUCAGUUUUGCUACAUGGCUGUUUUAUGGCCUGACGAUUCUAGGACUCAUCGUGAUGAGGUUUACAAGGAAAGAACUGGAAAGGCCCAUCAAGGUGCCCAUCUUCAUCCCCAUCCUGGUGACCUUCAUAGCUGCGUUUUUGGUCCUGGCCCCAGUCAUCACUAACCCAGCGUGGGAGUAUCUCUACUGUGUGUUAUUUAUCCUGAGCGGCCUUGUAUUUUACUUCCUUUUCGUCUACUACAAGUUUGAAUGGGCUCAGAAAAUCUCAAAGUAUCACAUCAGGUGGUUCCGCUAUGAAAGCACAGAGCUGCAGCGCCCCACAGUGCACCACCGCCCCCGGCUGAACACCUCCGGGCCCGUCCUGGGCCGCCUGUUUCCAUCACUUCGCCUGCCAGGCAGGAAGGGAAAGCAAAGCAUUUUAAACAGAAUCUUAGGGAGGGGGCCCCUCCCCCGUCUCUUUACUCUGACCUCAACCCUGCGCUGGGAAGGAGUGAGGUUGUGGGCACUCCGACAGAAGGGAAAGGAAAUGUAUUCGUGUGAGAGGAAACAGCCUUCUGGGCCUGUUGUGGAGCCCAUCACCAUGCACCUCCAGAUGCUCAUGGAAGUUGUGCCGCCGGAGCCAGACCCCAAGUGCAGCCACGGCCCAGCGGCUGCUGUGUGCCUGCCCGAGGGACACAACACGCUCCCGCGAAUAAAGCGCAUCCUGCAUCGCCGCCAGCGAUGUGUGUGCCUCUGCAGGCCUCGGGGCUUCCGCUUCCGCUGA